AUGACAAGGAAAAGAAAAGUUGACAUUUCUCAAACUGAAAAUGACGGUGGAGAAAAGAAAAAGGACCGGUUGUCUGAAUGCGGCUACAAAACUAUGACCGAUGAAGGCCCUUCCACAAAUGGAGAAGAUAGCAAUAACCAAUAUCACCGGACAUUUCCUGAAAAAAACCGUGGUGGUGGUGGCUUCCGCGGUCGUGGAGGACAAAGAAAUAAUCGAUUUUCCAGAGGAGGAGGUCGAAACUACGGCAGUAACGAUUUUGAUAAGAAAUAUGGACGAAUUGGUGGCGGUAACGAAGAAGAAGUGCGUGAAAGCAUAAGAGAUGAAGAUAAACGAAGCGAAGGGAAAGAGACGUACCCUGCAGACCUGGUAGCCUACUUGAAGAACAUUCAGCAAAUGAUAGAGACAGAAGGAGUUGUGGACAACAUGGUGAUCGAUAAGUGUGCAGAAGAGUGUUCGGGUGAAGAAGAGAAGCUGCUAUUAUUCAGAGACUCGUCUAUUGUCGUUGAGAGCGUAUUCGGUACG
Molecule: messenger RNA, 522 nt
Organism: Cooperia oncophora
Lineage: Eukaryota; Metazoa; Nematoda; Chromadorea; Rhabditida; Trichostrongylidae
Source: the annotation of a GenBank genome assembly